This is a messenger RNA of Trachemys scripta elegans, 1141 nucleotides long. RefSeq names its product carbonic anhydrase 4 (gene CA4). The record is from RefSeq and is a predicted model, not a curated record. Gene Ontology annotation, cellular component: plasma membrane. The transcript is spliced from 8 exons. Gene Ontology annotation, molecular function: zinc ion binding; carbonate dehydratase activity. Lineage: Eukaryota; Metazoa; Chordata; Testudines; Emydidae. The coding region runs from base 39 to 986 and encodes 315 amino acids.
GCCUCCUCUCUGAUCUUAUCUAAAAUAGGAGAUAGAUAAUGGAAUUGCUUUUCCUUGUUCUGCUCUCUCUGCACGUUGCCAAGACAGCAACAGAAGGUGACAAAGAAUGGUGCUACCUAUCACAAAAAUGGACUCAGUCUGAAUGUGCAGAGCCCGGUGUCUGGGAUACAGUAAAUGAGGAGUGUGGAAAAAAGGAACAGUCACCUAUCAAUAUUGUCACCAACAAAGUGAAGUACAAAGAGGACCUGAAACCAUUUACUUUUGAAGGCUAUAAUACCAAUCAGUCCUCCCCUUGGCGCAUAGAAAAUAAUGGGCAUACGGUUAAAGUAUCUCUUAGCGGGUCAGCAAAGAUUGGAGGUGGAGGUCUUCGAAAUAAAUACAAUGCGAUCGAGUUUCACUUCCACUGGGGCACAAGCAAAGGAUUCAGCCCUGGAUCGGAACACAGCAUAGAUGGAGAGAGAUACGCUAUGGAGCUUCAUAUAGUCCACAGGAAAGAGGGUUUCUCCACUACAGAGCAGGCAGUGACUGAUAAAGAAGGUCUGGCCGUGCUGGGGUUCUUUAUAAAGACCGGUGCAAAAAAUGAAAACUAUGAACCUCUAAUAGAGAUGUUAAAUGAAGUUGCUCUCAAAGGGUCUCAAAAAAAUAUGACAUCUUUGCCCCUGGAAUCGCUCAUUCCGGCUAAAAAGAAUCUCACACGUUAUUAUCGGUACAAUGGCUCACUGACCACGCCCAACUGCAACCAGGCUGUCGUCUGGACAAUAUUUCAGGAGCCCAUCGUACUGAAGGAAAGUCAGGUGGAGAACUUCUUGGAGACGCUUUACUUCACUAAGAAUAAAACAUUACUCAUGACCGACAAUUUCCGACCUGUUCAACCUCUCAAUGACAGAAUCGUGUACCGCUCUGAUGUCAGUGUCAUCCAGCCUCCUGCAAAGGCUUUAUUGGUGGUCCCAACACUUAUCUACGUCAUGAGUCUUCUUUUCCAAUGAACACUCGCCAUCCAAUACCAGGUUCUGCGGAGGUUAAUUUUUUGUUUCAAGCACUUUUCUCCAGUUGAGAAGCCCUAGACUGCAGCUGAUUUUACAACAUAGCCUUGGUGUUUUUCCUAACACUUAUCAAUAGGAAUCUUAUAUAUAUAUAUAUA